Messenger RNA from Hypoxylon fragiforme, 1718 nucleotides. Its product is annotated as thioredoxin reductase. Bases 518 to 1510 code for a protein of 330 amino acids. The record is from RefSeq and is a predicted model, not a curated record. NCBI's taxonomy places the organism in Eukaryota, Fungi, Ascomycota, Sordariomycetes, Xylariales, Hypoxylaceae. Gene Ontology annotation, cellular component: cytoplasm. Gene Ontology annotation, molecular function: thioredoxin-disulfide reductase (NADPH) activity. The transcript has 3 exons. Gene Ontology annotation, biological process: removal of superoxide radicals.
AGAAACUUUUGGAUGUCAGCAACGUCAAAAACAGGAACAUGAAACAUCUGAAGAUUUUGUAAAAGCGAUACAUAAUUCCAAAUUUAUAUCUAUUUUCGGAACUACAUGUAGAGCCGCAUUCAUAAUUUAUCAGCACUUUCCAGCGUGUCUUACUAAAAUCGAGCAUUUGUAACUCGCCUUUUCGUAACUUGCCUAUGUCAUAAACAGGAUAGCGACACCCUUAACACUAGCCCAUACCGGCCUCUCCGAGCAUCCCCCGAACAAUUUAAUAUUUGAAGUGUCUUAUCGCGCUUCGAUUCCUUGUUUUCUACAACCUACCCAGCUAGAUACUCUACAGAAAUUAUCAUAACGACUUUUACUCAACCUACCAAGGAAGCCAGUCAAACUGUUUUCUCGGGCAGUAAGGAGAACAUUCGGCGCAGGCGCAUCCGGAAUCUCAGUCGCAGCACUUGCUUCCGCUGGAUUUCAGAAGUACUCCGGACAGACGAACCAGAUUCCCAAAGUAGCCGUCAGGAAAAUGCAUAGCAAGGUCGUUGUUAUCGGUUCGGGCCCUGCUGCCCACACAGCCGCCAUCUACCUUGCCCGUGCCGAGCUUAACCCGGUUCUAUACGAGGGGUUCAUGGCAAAUGGCAUUGCCGCCGGUGGCCAGUUGACAACGACUACCGAUAUCGAGAAUUUCCCUGGAUUCCCCAAGGGUAUCAUGGGUAGCGAGAUCAUGGAUGCUAUGAGACAGCAAUCGGAGCGAUUCGGGACCAAGAUCAUCACGGAGACCGUUGCCAAGCUCGACCUUUCCGCGAGACCGUUUAAAUACGAGACAGAAUGGUCGCCUGGUGAGGUACACACCGCAGAUGCCGUCAUUCUUGCCACAGGAGCCUCGGCCAGGCGGUUGGGCCUUUUAGGGGAGGACAAAUACUGGCAAAGUGGUAUCAGCGCCUGCGCUGUAUGCGACGGUGCUGUCCCAAUAUUCCGUAAUAAGCCCUUGGUGGUCAUCGGUGGCGGAGACAGUGCCGCGGAGGAAGCGACUUUCUUGACGAAAUACGGCAGCCACGUGACGGUCUUGGUACGAAAGGAUCAAUUACGCGCCAGCAGCAUUAUGGCACAGCGGCUCUUGAACCACCCCAAGGUUACUGUCCUGUUCAACACCCGAGGUAUCGAAGUUAAGGGUGACGACAAAGUCAUGACCGGUCUGGUUAUCGAAAACACAGUGACCCACAAGCGACAGCUCCUUGAGGCCAGCGGACUCUUCUACGCUGUUGGCCACGACCCCGCCACGAGCUUGGUCAAGGGGCAAUUGGAUAUUGAUUCUGAGGGCUACAUCAUCACGAAGCCUGGAACACCGUUGACCAGUAUUGAGGGUGUGUUUGCUGCCGGUGAUGUGCAGGAUAAGAGGUACAGACAGGCUAUUACUAGCGCAGGUACCGGCUGCAUGGCUGCCAUGGAUGCGGAGAAGUUCCUUGCCGAACACGAGCUAGACCAAAGGGAAGGGGCAGCUGAGGGCAAAUCCGAAUAGCCAUUGAAACUGAUCACAGCAAGAUUGUCAUCGCUGCUAUGAUAUAGAAUUAUGCGUCAGCGUGUUUGUUGGCCUUCCUCUGAUACCUAAGAUAGACAAAUACAAAAUAGACAGACCUAGAGAAGUUACUCAGCUCAAGCCCAAAUGGAUUGAUUGGUUGAUACAUGUAUCCGUAUCAUUGGUGCAAGCAUGAAUCCAUAUGAGAAGC